UAGUUCGGGCCAUCGCGCGGCGGGCUCUGGUCCCGCGGCGGCCGCAGCGCAGCCCCGGUGUGCGUCCUCGGUGCGCGCCCCUCCGCGCGCGGCCCCGAUGCUGGACAUGAGCGAGGCCCGUGCCCAGCCGCCCUGCAGUCCGUCCGGCACCGCCAGCUCCAUGUCGCACGUGGAGGACUCGGACUCGGACGCACCGCCGUCCCCCGCCGGCUCCGAGGGCCUGGGCCGCGCGGCGGGCGCGGGGGGUGGUGGCCGGGGCGACGCGGCCGAGGCGGCGGACGAGCGCUUCCCGGCCUGCAUCCGCGACGCCGUGUCGCAGGUGCUGAAGGGCUACGACUGGAGCCUGGUGCCCAUGCCGGUGCGCGGCGGCGGCGGCGGCGCGCUCAAGGCCAAGCCACACGUGAAACGGCCCAUGAACGCCUUCAUGGUGUGGGCGCAGGCGGCGCGCCGCAAGCUGGCCGACCAGUACCCCCACCUGCAUAACGCCGAGCUCAGCAAGACUCUGGGCAAGCUGUGGCGUUUGCUGAGUGAGAGCGAGAAACGCCCCUUCGUGGAGGAGGCGGAGAGGCUCCGCGUCCAGCACAAGAAGGACCACCCGGACUACAAGUAUCAGCCGCGCCGAAGGAAGAGUGUGAAGACGGGCCAGAGCGACUCUGACUCAGGCGCUGAGCUGGGCCACCACCCCAGCAGUGCCAUGUACAAAGCUGACGUGGGCCUCAGUGACACACACCAUCACGGCGAUCACACAGGGCAGACCCACGGGCCGCCCACCCCGCCCACCACCCCCAAGACGGACCUGCACCACGCUGGCGGUGGGGGCAAGCCUGAGCUGAAGCUGGAAGGGCGCCGCCUGGUGGACAGCGGCCGCCAGAACAUCGACUUCAGCAACGUGGACAUCUCGGAGCUCAGCAGCGAGGUCAUCAGUAACAUGGACACCUUCGAUGUCCACGAGUUCGACCAGUACCUGCCCCUCAACGGCCACUCGGCCAUGCCUGCAGAGCCUGGCCAGGCUGCCACCGUCUCCUAUGGGGGCACCUCCUACUCACACAAUGGGGCGUCCCCCGUGUGGGCCCACAAGGCUGCUCCUUCAGCCUCAGCUUCGCCCACCGAGGCGGGUCCCCCGCGGCCACACAUCAAAACGGAGCAGCUGAGCCCCAGCCACUAUGGCGACCAGCCACACGGCUCGCCUGGCCGCUCCGAUUAUGGCUCCUACAGCGCCCAGGCCAGCGUCACCCCAGCUGGCCCUGCUGGGGCUGCCAGCUCCUUUGCCAGCUCUCAGUGCGACUAUACCGACCUGCAGGCCUCUAACUACUACAGCCCGUAUCCCAGCUACCCGUCCAGCCUGUACCAGUACCCCUACUUCCACUCAUCCCGCCGGCCCUACGCCUCACCCCUGAUCAACAGCCUGUCCCUGCCACCCGCCCACAGCCCCCCCAGUAACUGGGACCAGCCUGUGUACACCACCCUGACCCGGCCCUGAGGGCGCUGUGCCCACAGGGAAGGGACUCACAUGGCAGAGGACAACCUUUUCUCAACAAAGACCAGGCGUCGGGUCUCCUGGAAGGUGUGUGCCGGCGAGGGGGUGCCCGCCCGGCCGCGCUCUGUCAAGUGCCUGCUGAAGUCUGUGUGAAUCCAGGCUUUGUCACCACGUCCCUCUGCCUCCAGGCCUGCAGACUUUUGCCAGCAGACAGAACUCCCUUUUCCUCCUCUCUCUCUUUGAGGCGAUUAGUGAUUUUGAAAUGAAGGAUGACUGUUUGGUCCCUCUUCUGUGAGGACCUUGAUUCUGCAUCUCAGCAAAUGAGAAAUGACAGCCACAGCACAAAGGACAGACGGGGGGUAUAGGCGUGAGGUCUCCAGGCCCGGGCAUUCUGUGGUCCUGGCCAGCAUUGCUUUUAGAACCCCCAGUGCUGACGGAGGAUGAGCCUGCGACGACCGCAUGUCUGCAGACGGGCAUGCGUCCAUGCCCACCCGCGCAUCUGUUAGAUCCGAGGUGUUCCUUGUAGUGAGAUUCUUCCGAGAAAGGUUUGGCUGUGAUUAACACUUCUCUUUUAUUUUUUUGGUAAUUUUUAUUUUUGAAGCUUAAACGUGUUUUGAAAGCUGUUAAAGAUGUAUUUAUGUUCUGUAUUAUUUUAUCAUUAACUAAUGAAGUAAUUUGUGCAGAGAGUAGAAUUUAAGAGAAAGUAAAAGCUGGGGAAUGAAAAGCUGCUGGA
This is a messenger RNA of Cynocephalus volans (Philippine flying lemur), 2210 nucleotides long. It is a transcript of the gene SOX8, whose product is annotated as SRY-box transcription factor 8. The transcript has 3 exons. NCBI's taxonomy places the organism in Eukaryota, Metazoa, Chordata, Mammalia, Dermoptera, Cynocephalidae. Gene Ontology annotation, molecular function: DNA-binding transcription factor activity, RNA polymerase II-specific; RNA polymerase II cis-regulatory region sequence-specific DNA binding. The record is from RefSeq and is a predicted model, not a curated record. Gene Ontology annotation, cellular component: nucleus. Gene Ontology annotation, biological process: morphogenesis of an epithelium; enteric nervous system development; neural crest cell development. Bases 98 to 1480 code for a protein of 460 amino acids.